This is a messenger RNA of Echinostoma caproni, 471 nucleotides long. Lineage: Eukaryota; Metazoa; Platyhelminthes; Trematoda; Plagiorchiida; Echinostomatidae. The record is from the annotation of a GenBank genome assembly.
AUGAACUAUGACUCACGGCCAAAUAACCCUAUAGAAGACGACCUGGAACGGCUACAUAACCACGAGUUUGAGGACAUGGCAGAUGAUCGAGUAUCUAUAUCAAGGGAAGGCUGUGCAGCCCUGGCCAUCGUCACCGAAAGAACCCGACACAAUGGAAUCCAGUUCGAAGUACCGUUACCCUGGCAAACCGGAUCACAUCGACUGCCCGAUAAUAGAGAGGUAGCCCUCCAUAGGCUCAGCUAUCUGAAAGAACUAUUGAGAAGAGAUACAGAGUUGCAGGAAGCGUACUAUAAUGCCAUGAAACGAAAUUUGGAGUUGGGCUAUAUGAGACACAUUGUUAGAGAAGCUGAUAAUGAAGAACCACCAUGGUACCUUCCGCACUACCCAGUUAUGAACCCUAAGAAACCUCAGAGGACCAGGGUUGGGUUUGAUUGUGCUGCCAUAUGUACCGGGGUUGCCCUAGAAGACUAA